This is a messenger RNA of Lobosporangium transversale, 174 nucleotides long. RefSeq names its product ribosomal L29e protein family-domain-containing protein. Gene Ontology annotation, biological process: cytoplasmic translation. The record is from RefSeq and is a predicted model, not a curated record. Gene Ontology annotation, molecular function: structural constituent of ribosome. Lineage: Eukaryota; Fungi; Mortierellomycota; Mortierellomycetes; Mortierellales; Mortierellaceae. Gene Ontology annotation, cellular component: ribosome; cytosolic large ribosomal subunit. The transcript has 2 exons. Bases 1 to 174 code for a protein of 57 amino acids.
AUGGCCAAGUCCAAGAACCACACCAACCACAACCAGAACAAGAAGGCUCACCGCAAUGGUAUUAAGAAGCCAAAGACCCAGCGUCACCCUUCCCUCAAGGGUGUUGACCCCAAGUUCCUCCGUAACCAGCGUUUCGCCAAGCGUGGUUCCGCUGCUGCUCUCAGGAAGAACUAA